This is a messenger RNA of Rhodamnia argentea, 966 nucleotides long. RefSeq names its product transcription initiation factor TFIID subunit 7. Gene Ontology annotation, biological process: RNA polymerase II preinitiation complex assembly; transcription initiation at RNA polymerase II promoter. Bases 141 to 737 code for a protein of 198 amino acids. Gene Ontology annotation, molecular function: RNA polymerase II general transcription initiation factor activity. The record is from RefSeq and is a predicted model, not a curated record. The transcript is spliced from 6 exons. Gene Ontology annotation, cellular component: transcription factor TFIID complex. Lineage: Eukaryota; Viridiplantae; Streptophyta; Magnoliopsida; Myrtales; Myrtaceae.
CUCCGUUCGAGCACUCUCGGGGAGCUGAGCAGCAGGCGCUCGCCUUUUCGAUCAAACCCAUCGUCCCCUCGAGAAGAAGAAGCAGAAGGCGGGGGCAUUCCCGUUCUGAAAUCCGCGCGUCUCUCUGUUUUGGCGAAGGCAUGGAGGAACAGUUCAUUCUCAGGGUUCCGCCUUCUGUUGCCGAGCGAAUAGAACGACUUUUGAAUGAAGAUGCAUCUUCUUCUGAUGACAAGGAGUUAGAUUUAUCUUUCUCUGAGGAUGGGAGAACUGGAACUUUUGUUAUUGGAAAUGACCGUUUCACAGCCUCUCUGAUGGAUCUACCAACUGUUGUAGAGUCUUACAAGACAUUUGAUGAUACUAAUUUAAUUAAAACUGCCGACAUUGGUCAGAUGAUAAUGGUCAGAGAACCAGGAGAUCCUGCCCCAGAAGUGGUGGAGUACAGACAUGGUCUAACUCCUCCUAUGAGGGAUGCACGCAAGAGAAGAUUCCGCAGAGAACCUGACCUAAAUCCUGAGCUUGUGCAGCGUGUUGAAAAGGAUCUGUUGAACAUCAUGGCUGGUGGGACAGCAGAAAAUGCUGAUGUGGACAUGGCCGAGCAAGAGGAAGAUGAAAAUUCCCGCAAACCAGGCAAGAAAACUGCGCCUAAGCCCACUGCAAAACCCAAGGUGCCAGAGGCUGAGGCUAAUGCGAGGGAACCUGAAAGAAGCGAAUCUGACGAAUCUGAUGAAUCGGGCUAAUUUGGAUAUUUCUGUUUUCUCUUGCUAGACAGUGAGGUCUCAGCUAAUUCCGUGAGAGGUGGGACUGUUUGCUUGUAUAAUGGUGGCUGUCCCCUUCUUCAUUGCUACUACAUCAAACUAGUAAUACAAAUGUAUUGGGGGUUGGUACUUCUGGCAUGUUAGCUCAAAGUCUUUUACCCCGUGGUAUUUUGUAACCAAGUAAUUAUCUUGAAUAUAUGAACUAUUUCUC